AUGGAAGCUCAAGAGUUUUUCCAAACCAGCUUUUCCGACAAUAAUUUGACAACAACCAACGUAAGCACUGCCGCUGGUGGUGCUGGUUCUGAACACUUCAUUGUUGAAGAUCUGUUUGAUUUCUCUAAUGAUGAUGAUGAUGCCAUUGGUGACCCUGCUUUUGAUUCUCCUCCUACCAUCUCUGAUAAUUCUCCUCCACCUCUUGAAACUAACGGCAAUUCCAAUUUUUUUAUGGAUAAUUCUUGCCAGAAUUCCGUCGACGGCCCUUUCUCCGGCGAACUCUCCGUCCCGUAUGAUGAUCUUGCGGAGCUAGAAUGGUUAUCUAAAUUUGGUGAAGAAUCAUUCUCAAGUGAAGACCUAGAGAAGCUUGAAUUAAUAUCCGGCAUGAAAGCAUCAAACGACGCCGUAUCGAAAACACACGAAGAACCCAAUCCAAUACUAAAUCCUCCUCAAAUGUCCAUUCAAAAAGCCCGCAGUAAACUACCUCGUGGACCUCCAUGCAACUGGACUUCUCGUCUUCUAGUUCUCUCUCCACCCACCACCGCCACUGCAUCUUCUCACUCCGACGUUAUAGCUCCAGCAAAGAAACCCUCACCGAGAAAGAGAGACCAUGGCGAUGGUGAGGGUCGCAAAUGUCUUCACUGCGCCACUGAUAGAACACCUCAGUGGCGCACUGGACCACUAGGUCCAAAAACACUCUGCAACGCCUGUGGUGUCAGGUACAAGUCAGGUCGACUCGUACCUGAAUACAGGCCCGCAGCAAGCCCAACAUUUGUCAUGACAAAACACUCCAACUCGCACCGGAAGGUGCAAGAGCUCCGACGCCAGAAGGAGAUGAUGAAGGUCCAUCAACACCAAAUGCUGCAACUACAAGCCCAACAUCAUCACAACAUUAUGUUCGAUGGAACAUCCAACGGUGACGAUUACUUGAUCCAUCAACACGUGGGACCCGAUUUCACACACCUCAUGUAG
Messenger RNA from Lathyrus sativus (Indian pea), 972 nucleotides. Lineage: Eukaryota; Viridiplantae; Streptophyta; Magnoliopsida; Fabales; Fabaceae. The record is from the annotation of a GenBank genome assembly.